AUGUGCACAAUGAAGGAGGAGGACAAGCACAUUAACAAUGGCAGACAAGAAGACAGAUUAAGUUCUCUACCUGAUACUCUUCUUAUCACCAUACUCUCUCUUCUCCGAAUUGAUUCCGCCGCCGCAACCUCAGUCUUAUCCCAUCGGUGGCGCUACCUGUGGACCCACAUCACCAACCUCUCCCUCCUUUUUCCGGAGAAGCCUAACUUCGAUAACUUGAAUUAUUUUGUUACCACCGUCGAACACAUCCUCUGCCAGAUACAAUCCUCCAAAAUCCACACUUUUAAACUUAGUUUCUACGGAAGACUGUCAUGUAAUGCAACCCUAGAUUUUUCUGGUUCUAUGGUUCCCUGGAUUCGUCAAAUUUGCCGCCGUAAUCCGGAGGUAAUUGAGGUAAGCUUUUGUUCCGCUUCUCAGAAUUCUAAAAUUCAGAUGCCCAAUUGUGUUUUCAAAACUGCAUCACUGGUAGACAUCAUAAUGUGUUAUAAUAUUCAGAUGCCCAAUUGUGAUGGCAUUUCGUUUAUUAAUCUUCCUAACUUGAAGAAGCUUGACCUGUAUCUUUAUGAUUCACAUCGUUAUUUGUUGGGUACCCUUUUUAAGUCUUUGCCUAUAUUGGAAGAUUUGGAUUUAUCGUUGGAUUUGACCAAGAAUGACCACAGAAUUGUUAUAUCUGCCCCCAAUUUGAAGCGUUUGUUUAUACUGUUUAUGAAGGAUCAUGCUCCGAAAAACUGUAGAUUUUCGAUUGAUGCCCCUAAAUUGUACUUUGACACAGAGGGUUAUUUUUAUCAUUUUGUUAAUAGCCCAAGUUAUUUACAAGAAGUGGAACUUAGCCUAAGUGACAACGAUGAGUAUGAGUAUCUGGACCCGAUACCAGGGCUGAUUAAUGGGAUAACUUGUGUUAGGACCCUUCGCAUAGCUCAUAAUGUUGGUCAUUUGUUGAGGUAUCUUAAUAAUUUGGAUAGAAUCGACAUGCCUGUCUUCCGUAAUUUGACGCAUCUUAGUUUUCGCAGUGAUGUCGAUGCUUUGAGGGACAAAUUACCAGAUUGUAUGUUAGGCAAACUUACGAGGCUAGAUGUAGAUGACCUGAAGCUGAUUGACUACGACUGUGAAAUCGAGUGGAUAGAACACACUCUUAACAAUGCUUCUCUUUUAGAGGACCUUUAUGUUACUAUGGAUAUCAAUGGCCAAGGUGAUCCUGAUUAUGAACAGAAGGAAUUCAAUUUCUGCAAAAAUUUCUUCAGGAGAUCAUGGAAUUGUCGGAUUGAGUUCUCCGGCCAGAUGAUCAAAGCUUCAAGUUCUAACUUGAGAAAUGGCCGACUUACUUGUGAAAUGUUGCUUUUUGAUAUACCAUUGUCAACUUUUCUAUGA
Messenger RNA from Spinacia oleracea (spinach), 1368 nucleotides. RefSeq names its product F-box/LRR-repeat protein At4g14103-like. Bases 1 to 1368 code for a protein of 455 amino acids. NCBI's taxonomy places the organism in Eukaryota, Viridiplantae, Streptophyta, Magnoliopsida, Caryophyllales, Amaranthaceae. The record is from RefSeq and is a predicted model, not a curated record. Gene Ontology annotation, molecular function: protein binding. The transcript has a single exon.